This is a messenger RNA of Labeo rohita (rohu), 3470 nucleotides long. RefSeq names its product hormonally up-regulated Neu-associated kinase (gene hunk). The record is from RefSeq and is a predicted model, not a curated record. Gene Ontology annotation, biological process: protein phosphorylation; intracellular signal transduction. The transcript has 9 exons. NCBI's taxonomy places the organism in Eukaryota, Metazoa, Chordata, Actinopteri, Cypriniformes, Cyprinidae. The coding region runs from base 334 to 2340 and encodes 668 amino acids. Gene Ontology annotation, cellular component: cytoplasm. Gene Ontology annotation, molecular function: ATP binding; protein serine/threonine kinase activity.
AAACGCCCCCACCCCGUCCCGGGAAACUAACUUCAAAUAACAAAUGUGAGAGACUCGGCAGUCCGACACUCACUUACUUCUCUCUCAGAUGCAGAGAGGUUGCGGGGAACUUUAGCUUAGCGUCCGCAUAUCCAUAAGACUGUAUUAAUUAUCCCAUGACGAAUGAAAUACUUACGUAAAACUAUUACAAUCCUGUAGUUUGCGUAUUGACAGCCAGCUGAGCCGAACAGGUGGCGCGUUUGUCAGUGUUUAGUAUUAGGGACAGGGACUUAGAUGUCCCCCUGAGUAACGGUAGAUUUAGAGAACAACAGGUUUUGUUCAACAGGCGCAGGGAUGCCCGACGCUGGAACAGACAUGGGGAUGGAUAGCGGGAGGAUUUUGGGGAUGAAAGCUCCGGCUCCCGCAGCCACCGAAAACACCCCUCCUUCGUCUCUGAGCAGCGGUCCUCCAGGUGACAUCCUCCGAAACUUUUACCACACGAAAAGAGUUGGGAAUUAUCUCAUCGGGAGGAAGCUGGGAGAAGGGUCAUUCGCCAAAGUGCGAGAGGGACUUCAUGUGACCACCGCCGAGAAGGUGGCAGUGAAAGUGAUUGACAAGAGGAAGGCCAAAAAGGACUCGUAUGUCACAAAGAACUUGCGGCGUGAAGGACAGAUUCAGCAGAUGAUCCGGCACCCCAACAUCACCCAACUGCUGGACAUCCUGGAGACUGAGAACAGCUACUACCUCGUCAUGGAGCUCUGCCCUGGUGGAAACCUCAUGAACCACAUUUACGAGAAGAAAAGGCUGGAAGAAAGAGAAGCCCAAAAAUAUGUACGCCAGCUAGUCAUGGCAGUGGAGCACCUGCACAGGGCAGGAGUCGUUCACAGAGACUUAAAGAUUGAAAAUCUCCUCCUUGAUGACCAGGACAACAUAAAGCUGAUCGAUUUUGGACUAAGUAACUGUGCGGGCAUUCUGGGAUACUCUGAUCCCUUCAGCACACAGUGCGGCAGCCCAGCAUACGCCGCCCCUGAGCUUCUCUCAAGAAAGAAAUACGGGCCCAAAGUGGAUGUCUGGUCAAUAGGGGUGAACAUGUAUGCUAUGCUCACCGGUACCCUACCAUUCACCGUGGAGCCAUUUAGCCUGAAAGCCCUGCAUCAGAGGAUGGUGGACAAGGAUAUGAACCCUCUACCUCCAUCGAUUUCUUCAGCUGCCACCAGUCUGCUAAGGAGACUUCUCGAGCCUGACCCCGACAAGAGACCCAACAUCCACCAAGUGAUGGCUGAUCAGUGGCUGCAGUUGGGCAACCCUCACACUGGAGUUCCUUACUUAAAUAGGAUCCACAUUGAGGAGAUCAACCACACGGUUCUGCUCCACAUGACUGAGAAAAUGGGCUACAAACACAGUGAGGUUCUGAGUGCGGUGCUCACUAACAAAGCUUGCCACACGCUGACUGUGUACUUCCUCCUUAACAAGAAGAUGAAGAGACUCUCAAAAGAGUACAGGGAGAAAGAGUACAACAUGGAGUCGGAGAAAAGAUACGAGCUAUUCCAGACGCAAUGGAGGAAGCACGUUGAGAAGGUUACGAUUCCACCCAAACAGACGCCCGUGUAUCUCGCUGUAAACAAAGGCCCCACCAAGAAGAAGCAACCUAGAAAUGGUCUUCUGAAAGCUGUGACUGGAGGUUUUAAAGAUGUUUACUCAGGACGUGGUGGUUGCAUCACCUCCUCCUCUCUGGAGUACAUGGAGAUCCACCCCCUGUACCCGACCCCACAGACGACCCCACAGCCGACUCCACAUCCGACCCCAACCCAUCCCACACCCGAGACCCAGCCGGCCCAGAAAGACAGCUCCAAAGAUCGCUCAAAAGCUGUCAACCCCUCCCCACGUCCACCGUCCUCCCUCGGCUCUCAUUCCUGGGCUUCCGCAAGAAAGGAACUAAGCGAAGACCCUCCUCCGGCGCCAUGGUUCAAGCUGACCAACGGACAGCUCUCUCCGCCUCGACACGUGUCGGCUUUUCAGCCAGAAAGCUCGUACUUGAAGAAGGCUACGAUCCCCAGUCCGCCUGUUCUCAUCGUCAAACCUCAGCCUAAGAAAUGUGCUCCCGCUUCAGAUUGGUUGAGCUCCUCAGAUUCAAGCGGGAGCCCGCCCAGCAGCGGGGCUAGCGAGGGACCCGACAGCCCUCAGCUCCGCAUCAAGUUCCCUUCCAUGGGCAUCGGGCAGAUUUUAAAGAAAAAAGUGGGGCCCUUCAACUUCCAGCUGCCCCAGUUCAAGCCAGAGCGUGUGGUGGAAGUGGAGUCUCCAACUCCCUACCAUAUGCAAACUCUGCUCUGUGCCUCAGGGGCUCUCAAAACCCUGUGCUGAGGAGAACUUUUCGAUUAUAUUAAGUCAGAUGUAUGCAGUAACCAACAAUGCUUGCAGUUUGUACUGCUGGGCUUCCCACACGUAGAUCAGAGCCCACGGGGAGGUUUUUGGCAUGUGUCAUACACAUACCUUGAGUGAAGGCUUGCAGAGACCAUAUAGGCUCUGAACACUGUGUAAAGUUAGAUCUUGAGGUUGCACAGCCCCAGGACAGCAGACACCGAACGUCAAGUUCACAUGCAGCAGCACGUACAACAUGCUUCUUAGUCUAAGUGCCAUGUAGCAGCUAAGCCACAACCUUUAACGCACAAAGCUGUCACUGCCCACAAUAAUGUGUGUACUAAUAAGACUGUUAAUGAACGACUGGAGGGGUUUUUGAUCAAACAAUAUUAGUGAUUUUUAAACUCUUACUUUAUUCAACCUCAAAUUGUAAUGACGCUCAGGUCAACGAUGCUAAACUUUUCCAGUAGCCUCACUUUUAAACCUGUAGUCAAACUGUCAAUAUUAAAUGGGAAGAUGACAUUCCUCUUGCUUUUCCUCUUUAGGGGAUUGCUGGCAUUUUGUAUAGCCUUAACUAUCUUGCGUUCAGCCUUUGGCUGUACUGAAAGAUUUUCAGCGUUAUUUGAAUUCUUAGUGUAUAAGAUUCAUUACAAAGCAUCAUGUUGGGUGAAAAAUAGAUUGUGCAAUAUUGUGUGUAUAUAUUUGACCAGGGUGGUGAUUCAAACCCGCCUGUACAUAGAACACAAGUGUCUUUCAUUCCAUGUGUUUAGCGGUGAUUCAUGCUGUCAUUACACAUUAGAUUACAAAGCAGACCUCUUUCACAGUCUUCACGUGCACAGAAGGCUAAGCUGUGAACUUUCUGUCUUCAAAUCUCAACUAUUUGCAUGCACACCAGGAUUUUAAAAAAUGUGAUGUCAGUUUUUUGGUGACAUGUCUUUGUACUUUUGUUACGGUGAAGAUGAAUUUGAAGGUCUUUUGUAAGUUUUGUAAUGAUUUGCUUUUUGCCAAGUUGAAAAGAAGAUUUUUUUAAUGCUGUAAAAAAGAUUUUAAUAUUUAUAUUCAAAAAAUAUUAUUUCUGUUCUGAAUUUUCUAUUUUAAAUCGGCAUGUAUUGCUUUUUUGACACACAAAUAAA